AUGAGCUGCUUAUCACCUCCAAGCUGGGGUGGUAGGAGCCAUUCAUUACCUCCUGCUGGUGUUGAGACGUCGUCACCUGCAGCUGGGGUGGAGCCAUCAUUACCUGCUGCUGGUGUUGAGCCGUCAUCACCUCCAGUUGGGGUGGAGCCGUCAUUACCUCCUGCUGGUGUUGAGCUGUCAUCACCUUCACCUGGGGUGGAGCCGUCAUUACCUCCUGCUGGUGAUGAGCCGUCGUCACUUCCAGCUGGGGUGGAGCCGUCAUUACCUCCUGCUGGUGAUGAGCCGUCGUCACUUCCAGCUGGGGUGGAGCCGCCAUUACCUCCUGCUGGUGAUGAGCCGUCGUCACUUCCAGCUGUGGUGGAGCCGUCAUUACCUCCUGCUGGUGAUGAGCCGUCGUCACCUCCAGCUGGGGUGGAGCCGUCAUUACCUCCUGCUGGUGAUGAGCCGUCGUCACCUCCAGCUGGGGUGGAGCCGUCAUUACCUCCUGCUGGUGAUGAGCUGUCUUCACUUCCAGCUUGGGUGGAGUCGUCAUUACCUCCUGCUGGUGUUGAGCCGUUGUCACCUGCAACUGGGGUUGAGCCGUCAUUACCUCCUGCUGGUGUUGAGCCGUCGUCGCCGUCACCUCCAGCUGGGGUGGAUCCGUCCUUACCUCCUGCUGGUUAUGAGCUGUUAUCACCUCCAGCUGGGGUGGAGCCGUCAUUACCUCCUGCUGGUGAUGAGCCGUUGUCACCUUCAGCUGGGGUGGAGCCAUCAUUACCUCCUGCUGGUGUUGAGCUGUCGUCACCUCCAGCUGGGAUGGAGCCGUCAUUAGCUCUUGCUGGUGUUGAGCUGUCAUCACCUCCAGCUGGGGUGGAGCCGUCAUUACCUCCUGCUGGUGAUGAGCCGUUGUCACCUGCAACUGGGGUUGAGCCGUCAUUACCUCCUGCUGGUGUUGAGCUGUCUUCACCUCCAGCUGGGAUGGAGCCGUCAUUAGCUCUUGCUGGUGUUGAGCUGUCAUCACCUCCAGCUGGGGUGGAGCCAUCAUUAUCUCCUGCUAGUGUUGAGCCAUUGUCACCUGCAACUGGGCUGGGGUGGAGCCGUCAUUACCUCUUGGGGGCUGGUGAUGAGCCGUCGUCACCUCCAGCUGAGUUGGAGCCGUCAUUACCUCCUGCCGGUGAUGAGCCAUUGUCACCUCCAUCUGGGGUGGAGCCGUCAUUACCUCCUGCUGGUGUUGAGCCGUCGUCGCCGUCACCUCCAGCUGGGGUGGAUCCGUCAUUACCUCCUGCUGGUGAUGAGCUGUUAUCACCUCCAGCUGAGGUGGAGCCGUCAUUACCUCCUGCUGGUGUUGAGCCGUUGUCACCUGCAACUGGGGUUGAGCCGUCAUUACCUCCUGCUGGUGUUGAGCCGUCGUCACCUGCAGCUGGGGUGGAGCCAUCAUUACCUCUUGCUGGUGUUGAGCUGUCAUCACCUCCAGCUGGGGUGGAGCCGUCAUUACCUCCUGCUGCUGAUGUUGAGGCGUCAUUACCUGCUGCUGGUGUUGAGCCGUCAUCACCUCCAGUUGGGGUGGAGCCGUCAUUACCUCCUGCUGGUGAUGAGCCGUCGUCACCUCCAGCUGGUGUUGAGCCAUCGUCACCUCCAGCUGGGGUGGAGCCGUCAUUACCUCCUGCUGGUGUUGAGCCCUCGUCACCUCCAGCUGGUGUUGAGCCAUCAUUUCCUCCCGCUGGUGUUGAGCUGUUAGUACCUGCUGCUGGUGUUGAGCCGUCAUUACCUCCAGCUGGUGUUGAGCCGUCAUCACCUCCAGUUGGGGUUGAGCCAUCAUUACCUCCUGCUGGUGAUGAGCCGUCGUCACCUCCAGCUGGGGUGGAGCCGUCAUUACCUCCUGCUGGUGUUGAGCUGUUGUCACCUCUAGCUGGGGUGGAACCAUCAUUGCCUCCAGCUGGUGUUGAGCCAACGUCACUUCCUUCUGGUGUUGAGCUGUUGUCACCCCCAGCUGGUGUUGAGCUGUCAUUACGUGCUGUUGGUGUUGAGCCAUCGUCACCUCCAGCUAGUGUUGAGCCAUUAUUACCUCCUGCUGGUGUUGAACCGUCAUCACCUCCAGCUGGUGUUGAGCCGUCAUUACCUGCUGCUGGUGUUGAACCGUCAUCACCUCUAGCUUGUGUUGAGCCAUUAUCACUUCUUGCUGUGGUGGAGCCAUCAUCACUUCCUGCUGGUGUUGAGCCGUUAUUAACUCCUGCUGGUGUUGAGCUGUCAUUACCUCCUGCUGGUGUUGAGCUGUCGUUACCUCCUGCUGGUGUUGAGCUGUCGUUACCUCCUGCUGGUGUUGAGCUGUCGUUACCUCCUGCUGGUGUUGAGCUGUCAUCAACUCCAGCUUGGGUUGAGCCAUUAUCACUUCUUGCUGUGGUGGAGCCAUCAUCACUUCCUGCUGGUGUUGAGCCGUCAUUAACUCCUGCUGGUGUUGAGCUGUCAUUACCUCCGCUGUCUGCAUUAACUCCUGCUGGUGUUGAGCUGUCAUUACUCCCCUGCUGGUGUUUUUGGCUGUCAUUACCUCCUGCUGGUGGUGAGCUGUCGUUACCUCCUGCUGGUGUUGAGCUGUCAUUACCUCCUGCUGGUGUUGGGCUGUCAUUACCUCCUGCUGGUGGUGAGCUGUCGUUACCUCCUGCUGGUGUUGAGCUGUCAUUAACUCCUGCUGGUGUUGAGCUGUCAUUACCUCCUGCUGGUGUUGGGCUGUCAUUACCUCCUGCUGGUGGUGAGCUGUCGUUACCUCCUGCUGGUGUUGAGCUGUCAUUACCUCCUGCUGGUGUUGAGCUGUCGUUACCUCCUGCUGGUGGUGAGCUGUCGUUACCUCCUGCAGGUGUUGAGCUGUCAUUACCUCCUGCUGGUGUUGAGCUGUCGUUACCUCCUGCUGGUGUUGAGCUGUCGUUACCUCCUGCUGGUGUUGAGCUGUCGUUACCUCCUGCUGGUGUUGAGCUGUCAUCAACUCCAGCUUGGGUUGAGCCAUUAUCACUUCCUGCUGGUGUUGAGCUGUCAUUAACUCCUGCUGGUGUUGAGCUGUCAUUACCUCCUGCUGGUGUUGAGCUGUCGUUACCUCCUGCUGGUGUUGAGCUGUCGUUACCUCCUGCUGGUGUUGAGCUGUCGUUACCUCCUGCUGGUGUUGAGCUGUCGUUACCUCCUGCUGGUGUUGAGCUGUCAUCAACUCCAGCUUGGGUUGAGCCAUCAUCACUUCCUGCUGGUGUUGAGCUGUCAUUACCUCCUGCUGGUGUUGAGCUGUCAUUACCUCCUGCUGGUGUUGAGCUGUCGUUACCUCCUGCUGGUGUUGAGCUGUCAUUACCUCCUGCUGGUGUUGAGCUGUCAUUACCUCCUGCUGGUGUUGAGCUGUCGUUACCUCCUGCUGGUGUUGAGCUGUCAUUACCUCCUGCUGGUGUUGAGCUGUCAUUACCUCCUGCUGGUGUUGAGCUGUCGUUACCUCCUGCUGGUGUUGAGCUGUCAUCAACUCCAGCUUGGGUUGAGCCAUUAUCACUUCCUGCUGGUGUUGAGCCGUUAUCACUUCUUGCUGUUGUGGAGCCAUCAUCACUUCCUGGUGGUGUUGAUCCGUCAUUAACUCCUGCUGGUGUUGAGCUGUCAUUACCUCCUGCUGGUGUUGAGCUGUCGUUACCUCCUGCUGGUGUUGAGCUGUCGUUACCUCCUGCUGGUGUUGAGCUGUCAUUAACUCCUGCUGGUGUUGAGCUGUCAUUACCUCCUGCUGGUGUUGAGCUGUCGUUACCUCUGCUGUGUUGA
Molecule: messenger RNA, 3753 nt
Organism: Macrobrachium nipponense
Lineage: Eukaryota; Metazoa; Arthropoda; Malacostraca; Decapoda; Palaemonidae
Product: basic proline-rich protein-like
Exons: 4
Coding region: 1-3753 (1250 amino acids)
Source: RefSeq, a predicted model, not a curated record